Molecule: messenger RNA, 513 nt
Organism: Nerophis lumbriciformis (worm pipefish)
Lineage: Eukaryota; Metazoa; Chordata; Actinopteri; Syngnathiformes; Syngnathidae
Source: RefSeq, a predicted model, not a curated record
AUGUUUGUCUUGCUCUGCAUCUUGCUUUUGGUGGGAUCUGCCAGCUCCCAGUGGAAAGACGACGACUACUCAUUUUCUCUGCCAGUAGGAAACCCACACGGACACACUUAUGUCAUUCAGCGUCCUGGAAGAAUUACUGGCGUUCGAGUGUGGGCGCUUUAUAACAGUCGCAUAACAGGCAUCCAGCUUCGCAACGGCUACUCCUGGAGUCACAUUGCAGGCUACACAACAGGCCCAGUUCAAGAGAUGUUAUUGUAUGAAAAUGAGGCAAUUGUGCAGCUUUCUGGAAAAUACAGCUACAGGAUAGAUUCUCUGAUAUUUACUACCAACAUGGGUCGUUCCCUGUAUGCUGGCCAACCUCGUGGGAACUCAUUCAACAUGUACCCCCACAGCAAAAAGGCUGAACUUCGCUUCAUCAGUGGUCGUCAGAGUGGCGGCAUCUUCACCAUUGGGGCACACUGGGGAGUUGUGACUGACCCUAAUGCAAACACUAACAAUACUAAUACUUACUAG